CCUGAUCACGUUCAACUUGAAGUCAUAUGACCGCCAGUGGAAGGUACUUACAGGAGUCUCGGAGGAGUUCAGGUUCAUUCCGGUCGUUUAUGUUCACCAAAAAGAGCAUAAAAUGUCUUCUUUGCGUGUGUUAUUGUGUUUUCUCGCCGUGUUUGUAUAUGAUGUGCGCGGGAUAUACGAUCCAGAUGAGGUGAUGGAUCUGCCAGGCAUGUCUUUUAAACCCACCUAUCGUCAGUGGUCAGGAUAUCUGAAGGCUAGUUCUGGAAAAUUUUUGCAUUAUUGGUUUGUGACUUCUCAGAGGGACCCCAUUAGAGAUCCAGUCGUGCUUUGGCUAAAUGGAGGGCCAGGCUGCAGCUCUUUGGAUGGGUUUCUGUCAGAAAAUGGCCCGUUUCAUGUCAACGAUGAUGGAACUACCCUUUAUGAAAAUGAAUUCAGCUGGAAUAAAAUUGCCAAUGUUCUGUAUCUCGAGUCACCCGCUGGAGUUGGUUAUUCUUACUCCGAUGACCAAAAAUAUGCAACCAAUGAUGACGAGGUGGCAGAUAACAACUACCUGGCUCUGCAGAGCUUUUUCGCAAAGUUUCCAAAUUUCACCAAGAAUGAGUUUUACAUUUUUGGCGAAAGUUACGGAGGCAUCUAUGCACCCACACUCAGUCUGAGAGUUGCUACUGGUGGUCAGCUUAAAGUCAACUUCAAGGGCUUUGCUGUGGGAAAUGGCAUUAGUAGUUUUGCACUAAAUGACCAGUCGUUAAUCUACUUUGGUUACUAUCAUGGCCUAUUUGGAGAACAGUUGUGGAAGGACCUGAAUGACAAUUGCUGUGAAAAUGGAGUCUGUAACUUCUACAACAAUUCUAAAGAGUCUUGCUCUGUUCUGGUAUCACAUUCAUUUAAUAUAGUGUAUAAUUCUGGAUUGAAUGAAUAUGCACUGUAUCUUGAUUGUGCUGGAGGUGUUGGAUUUCAGAAGAGCUAUCAGAGAACCAUGAUGCAUCUGUUUAGAAACUUCAGGAAGCAUUGGGAAUCCAAUAAUUUAGUGGAAAGUUCUCCAACGAUUAAGGGGGUGCCUCCGUGUAUAAAUAGUACUGCACAGAUUAACUGGCUGAACCGAGCGGAUGUAAGAAAGGCUUUGCACAUCCCUGAUGUACUACCAUCAUGGGACAUCUGCAGUGAUGAAGUGGGUGCCAAGUAUCGUACAAUCUAUGAAACUGUCAAGAAAGUCUAUCAAAAGCUACUGGCUUCAGGGCUAAGAGCUUUGGUUUAUAAUGGAGACACUGAUAUGGCUUGUAACUUCCUUGGAGACCAGUGGUUUGUCGAAGACCUUGGACAGAAGGCAACCACAAUGUACCAGCGCUGGUUGUAUGAUAACCAGAUUGCAGGAUUCUACCAACAAUUUGGCAACAUCACUUUCCUCACGAUCAAGGGCGCCGGUCACAUGGUUCCUCAGUGGGCUCCUGGUCCAUCUCUCCACAUGCUUGACCAUUUCUUGUCCAAUAACCCUUACUGAUUUUCCUCCAGACCACGUUCUGUCUCAAAGCACCACAUUGGUUUUUCAGAGGUUGUUCUGUAUGUGUUCUUAAGUAACUGUGUGAAAAUAGGAAUUAAUUGGACCGGAAGUUGAGCCUUUAUUUUCUCCAGGACUAUAGGUAUAUUUGUUUUUUAAUAUGAUUGGAAUUUGUUGAAACGCUUUUAUAUUGUUGAUUGUUUUACGAGCUUCCAAUGCCACACUAUGGCGAUGCAGAUCAUAAUUUUCUAUUCCAGAAAUGUCUCCAUCAACAGCACUGUUUAAACUUUUCAAUCUUAGUUUAGUUAGGACAUGCCAUUUGUUCUUUUAAAAGCAGCAUUGAUUUCACAUAGGUAAAUAUGUCUUCCAAACGCAGUCUACUUUUAUAGUAGUUUUGAUUAUUGUUAUAUGCUGUUUGUAAAUUUUGUGAAAUAAAUUUCUGAAUGAA
Triplophysa dalaica is the source of this 1943-nucleotide messenger RNA. RefSeq names its product cathepsin A-like. Gene Ontology annotation, biological process: proteolysis. NCBI's taxonomy places the organism in Eukaryota, Metazoa, Chordata, Actinopteri, Cypriniformes, Nemacheilidae. Gene Ontology annotation, molecular function: serine-type carboxypeptidase activity. The record is from RefSeq and is a predicted model, not a curated record. The transcript has 11 exons. Bases 113 to 1498 code for a protein of 461 amino acids.